Molecule: messenger RNA, 764 nt
Organism: Lethenteron reissneri (Far Eastern brook lamprey)
Lineage: Eukaryota; Metazoa; Chordata; Hyperoartia; Petromyzontiformes; Petromyzontidae
Gene: WRAP73
Product: WD repeat containing, antisense to TP73
Biological process (GO): microtubule anchoring at mitotic spindle pole body
Cellular component (GO): MWP complex; microtubule organizing center
Molecular function (GO): protein binding
Source: RefSeq, a predicted model, not a curated record
CGAUGCUAUGACGGUGAGGGGGUAUCUGUGCCUCUGGUGUCUUGGUGUGCGUGCAGGUGUUCUCGAUGGAGCACCCGGACUGGCGCUGCAAGGUGGACGAGGGCUCGGCGGGGCUGGUGGCCUCGCGGUGGAGCCCUGACGGGCGCCACAUCCUCAACACCAGCGACUUCCAGCUGCGCAUCACCGUGUGGUCACUGAGCAGCAAGGCAGUCUCGUACAUCCGCUACCCCAAGGCCUGCGCACAAGGUGUGGACUUCACGAGGAACGGCCGCUUCAUGGCCCUGGCGGAGUGCCGCGACGGCACGGACUGCGUGAGCAUCUUCUCCUGCGGCGACUGGCAGCUCCGGCAGCACUUUAAAGUUGAGACGGAGGACUUGGAGGGACUGGCCUGGUCUCCCAGUGGCAGUGAGCUGUGCGUGUGGGACUCUGCCCUACAGUACGGCGUGUACGUGUACUCCUGGGAGGGGCGUCCCCUGUGCCGCCUGCGUGCGUACUCCUGGGCGCUGGGCGUGCGCUGCGUGGCCUGGAACCCCGCGGGGAGCGUGCUCGCCGCGGGCAGCUACGACCAGAAGUCUCCGCGGCGGGAUCCUGAGAACGGACCGCCGUGGUCUCACACGGAGGUCGGAUCUCGGGCGAUCGUCGCCGUUGGAAUCCCACGGCCGUCGAGUACCCACGACGAGAACGGCAAGCCGAGCGUCACUCUCACCGAGAACCUCACGUCGAUUCCACCUCUCGUUCACUCUCGUCGAGAAAACCUUGAAUGA